GGUCUUUCCAAAUGAUGCAACUCAUUACCUAAGCUAUAAAUUGCUAGUAGUUCAAGGGAUUAAGCACCACCACUUUGGCUAUUAGAUCUCCAACAUUUGUUUCCUUUAUUUUCCUUUAGGAUAACGUUCAUUAUAGUAAUGGAGCGUGCCAGAUUUGUUGUCCCAGGCCACGUCCUAAAACAGGCGGUACCGGUACCGGUUCAAGCCCCGAACCACGAUCGCUCCCACCCCGCUAAUCCGCUAUCUUCGACUCAAUAUAAAGCGGGUGGUACUACAAAGACUACCGAGCCUUUGCCGCGUUCUUCGAAUGUGAAAAAGGUACCCUCUUUCGAGUCAACGAAUGGACAUUGCGGCUCCGGUGGCAAUGUCCGUGGGUCUAGUAAGGAUGUUGGUGAUGAUGAUGUUGAUAUGAAAGCUACAAGCUAUAUUUUGAAGGUUAAAGAGCGAAUCAGGCUGGAAGAAUUGAAAAUUUUAAAUGAAAAGAAGUGAAAUUUGGUGUGUAAGUUAAAUAAGGACUCGAUGAGUAAGUAUAUUUAUAAACUCUAAAACGGGUCUCCGGUCCCUAUUUCACACGGGGAUGGUUCUUCCAAUUUGAAUGGUUGCAUCACUAAUGAAUUGUGUAUAAAGGUGAUGAUACAUUUUCUCUUUGUAUUGUAUUUCAUGUUUCAAAUCUUCGGAUAUGCUACUCUCAUAAAUCUAUCGGGUUUGUCAUCCAUUUUGAUAUGGCGAAGACCUCCUUUCAAGCCACCGCCAUCUACAUCUAUUACGUAUAUUAUUAUGUCCAAUCUAUGUCCUUUUUAUACUAUACUUUGAAUGGUUUUUUAACUUAACCUAAAUUUUCA
Molecule: messenger RNA, 842 nt
Organism: Cuscuta europaea
Lineage: Eukaryota; Viridiplantae; Streptophyta; Magnoliopsida; Solanales; Convolvulaceae
Source: the annotation of a GenBank genome assembly